UCCGUUUGACACUGCCCUCUGUAUCUUGUAUGAUAUGAAACGAAGAGAAGUUACAAAAGAAUGACAGAAAGUAUUUAAAUCAAUUCUUUCCUCGUAGAUAAUGCAACGAAUUUGAUAAACAUUAAAUUAAAUCUAAAAAAUUCAGUAGCUUCUUUCAGUGUUCUUGAUUAAAAUGCAUCGUUCGUAUGAAAAGUGAGUUAUAUAACCUUUCCAAAAUUCAAGCAUAAGACUUCUCGUAUUCGAUUUUUAUUGUUCGCUAAAGUAUUUUCAUAAGUUAUUGGAACUAAACAUCUCAUUUUCUGUCAUAAAUACUUUGAUAUUGACAUAAUCAAUAAUUCAUUUAUAAUGUUCCGAUUUUUAACGUCUUUACGUCCACAAGUUUACAAAGCGGCCACUAUUCUAUCUUCUACAGAAACUAAGAAUCAAAUACUCGUAAAAAAUGCACGCAGUAUUUGCGCCAGUUCCCAACUAUUUUGCUGUCGACCUCUGGUUCAAAAACCUGCUCCUGAUUUCUCCGGAACAGCCGUGGUUAACGGUGAUUUCAAGGAAAUAAAACUAAGCGAUUAUAAGGGCAAAUACGUUGUCCUUUUCUUUUAUCCCUUAGAUUUCACAUUUGUAUGUCCUACUGAGUUAAUAGCAUUCAGUGAAAGGAUCUCGGAGUUCAAAGCUUUGAAUGCACAAGUGAUCGGAGUAUCUACAGAUUCUCACUUCAGCCAUCUAGCUUGGAUGAACACUCCAAGGAAGCAGGGUGGUCUGGGUGGUGAUUUAGGCUAUCCCCUUCUUAGUGAUUUUAAAAAAGAAAUAUCAUCUAAAUACAAUGUCCUACUCGAAGACUCUGGUAUAGCCUUACGUGGAUUGUUCAUCAUAGACAAAGAAGGAAUAUUGAGACAACUUAGUAUAAAUGAUUUGCCAGUUGGUAGAAGUGUUGACGAAACACUGAGGCUCAUCAAGGCUUUCCAAUUUGUGGAGAAACACGGGGAAGUGUGUCCUGCUAAUUGGCAACCGGAUUCAAAGACUAUUAAACCGAAUCCAAAGGAUAGCAAACAGUACUUUGAAUCUGUGAAUAAAGCAUAAAAUGUAACAUAUUGCAUUAAAAUAUAAUGUACCCUAAUGUAAAGUAAUAUAUUUAUAUAUAUAUAUAUAUAUAUAUAUACACAUAUUAUAUAUAAACCACUGAAAUAAUCAAACAGCAUUUUAUUUACCAUCAAUGGUCAGAUUAAAAAUAUUCAUGCAUUUCCCAUAAAGUACACUAAAGUAAAGAUCUCGAAAUAGCUUGAAAACCCGACGUUCAAUAAUGCCUUUUUAAUUAUUGUAUUC
Messenger RNA from Nomia melanderi (Alkali bee), 1317 nucleotides. It is a transcript of the gene Tpx-3, whose product is annotated as thioredoxin peroxidase 3. The record is from RefSeq and is a predicted model, not a curated record. Lineage: Eukaryota; Metazoa; Arthropoda; Insecta; Hymenoptera; Halictidae. Gene Ontology annotation, biological process: hydrogen peroxide catabolic process; cell redox homeostasis; response to oxidative stress. Gene Ontology annotation, molecular function: thioredoxin peroxidase activity. Gene Ontology annotation, cellular component: mitochondrion; cytosol.